CGGAGUUAGUCCAUGAUCGAUGGUGCCGGUGUUGUCCUUGAUUCGUCUUAGGCUCUCGACGAUGAGGGGGGUUAAAGGUUAUCCAGCACAUGUUCACUGCUUUCUUAUUAUUUAUUAUUCAUAGCAGGACGUUUUAAGGUUUCGGCUUAAGUUAAGAGGUGCGCUGCAAAUCUUGAUUGGCUUUUGCCUGUAAAAAGGCAAAGGGUUAGGCCCAGUGACGCUCAAAGCACUAAAUAAAACAACCGGCUCGCUCUUCCUCUUCUUCUAACCUAGGUUUAUCCCACGCAAUAUGUAUAUCCCGCUUAUCAAUAUCAUCUGGCUUUAUAUUUACCUUUCAAAAGAUAAAGAUGUCCUUCUCGCUCCCGCUCGCCGCUGCUGGCUGGGAUAAUAGACUAGUCAUUUACAACUCUGGCAUUUUCGCCGCUCCUGAAUUUGGCCACAAAAAUCUUCAAAAAACCGCUUCCCUUGUAGUCUCGUUCCUGGCGCUAUUCUCUUCACCAAGGACGGAAAAUUCUGUUUCAAAGUAUACAUGAUUCCAAGGAUAAAACAUUCUGUAUUGUUCUCUUCACCAACGACAGUUUUUUAUUUCAAAAUACAUAGAGACACCUGUAUGCAGGCGACCAAGAAUAAUGAUAUGGAAAGUUGUGAAAGAAGAAAGAAUUUUAUUCCGC
Molecule: messenger RNA, 671 nt
Organism: Amoebophrya sp. A25
Lineage: Eukaryota; Dinophyceae; Syndiniales; Amoebophryaceae
Source: the annotation of a GenBank genome assembly